This is a messenger RNA of Castor canadensis (American beaver), 776 nucleotides long. It is a transcript of the gene C2H11orf52, whose product is annotated as chromosome 2 C11orf52 homolog. The record is from RefSeq and is a predicted model, not a curated record. NCBI's taxonomy places the organism in Eukaryota, Metazoa, Chordata, Mammalia, Rodentia, Castoridae. Gene Ontology annotation, cellular component: extracellular exosome.
UCUCACCUGGAGCCUGUGUGUGUUGUUUUAUCCUUUGGCUGGUAACAGUCACCUGGGAAUCAUUCCAGCAGGUGGCCUCCAAAGUCCAACCUGCUAGGUUGAAAUCUGACACUGACAGAGACUUGCUGGGAGCUGCCACGGAAAGGUACACCGGGAACCAGGAAAUGCACAAGCCUCUUUAUGUCGAAAAACAGCUGGGCUCCCUGGGAGACCAAGCGCCAUGGGAAACCGGCUCUGCUGCGGGGGAAGCUGGAGCUGCCCAUCAACUUUCCAGAAGAAAAACAAAACAGAGAGCCAAGCAAGACGCACAUUGAAGCAACAGCUGCAGAAGAAUGGCACAAAGAGACAUGAAACAACAGGACAUAUGUAUGAGCGAGUGUUACAGCAGCCUAUAUCUGAAAAGAGGAAUCAAGACCUCCUAUCAGAAGACAGCAACUUACACUAUGCCGACAUUCAAGUGUGCAGCCAUGUCCAGCCACGAUCCGCCAGUGAGGUGAAGCAUCUGCAUUCAGAAAUCGCAACAGAAUAUGCGACCCUUCGCUUCCCCCAGGCCACACCUCGCUAUGACAGCAAGAAUGGGACCCUGGUGUAAGCCUUGGGGAAGAGGGACCAGCUUUCACCAUUUUACCGCUACCCCUGUAAGGAGAACCUACUGCUCUAAGGAACUGGGUGGCAGCCCAGUUGUCUACGUUUUUUAAGCUUUAAAGAACUCCAGAGUCCCUGAACCUGCGUGUCCCUUGUCUCUCCCUAGGGGAGAUGGCCUCUUAUUUGCCAUU